This is a messenger RNA of Misgurnus anguillicaudatus (oriental weatherfish), 5091 nucleotides long. The record is from RefSeq and is a predicted model, not a curated record. NCBI's taxonomy places the organism in Eukaryota, Metazoa, Chordata, Actinopteri, Cypriniformes, Cobitidae.
UUGAUUUGCCAGUGGGGUGGUUUUUGACGCAGAUCUGGCAACCCUGCGUUGGAAGUUCUUCAAAGAUUUUCGCUUCACAGUUCGCGCUGACGUGCGUGAUGCCUGAAGAAUAAAAACAUUUAAACUUACAGCAGGACUGCAUUCCAGUCCUCAUAUGAUCUCAGAAGGCCAUGGAGGGCAGUCCAGGUGGAUUUGGACCUGCUGAGCUCAUAUCGGAGCUAUGUCACACAAGUGUGGACACACCAUUACCUGUGUGGCAGAAUGGGACCAUCAGUCCCUGUCUGAACCAGCUGAUAUUUGGAUCACUCUCGCAUGCUAUUAUUGCCAUCUGCUGUGUCUGUUACAUUAGUGUGCCCAGGCUUAGUUAUAUUGCUUCCUCCCUUCCCAUUGGCUGGGGCUUCCGGGCCGCAUCCGCCCUGCUGUUGGCUCUACUCUUUGUUGGAGACCUGGUCCUCGUUUUUGAGCUUCAGGCCCCAGACAUAUACCUGGACGUCUUAGCUGAUGGAUGUUGCUUGUUGGCCUGGUUAGUCCAUUUUGGUGCAGUUUUGGCUUUACAACAAUCCAUCUACAGAAGAACUCGAGGUCCAGCUGCGCUUCCUGUGCUGGCUAUUUUCUCACUUCCUAAUCUCGCAUUCACCCUCACUACUUACGUCCAAGAAAACAUUCAUGUUGGUUUCUCUAAGCCUCUGCAGGUCAUCCGUCUUGCUUUGACGAUAACCAGGGCUGUUUUGGUUCUGGUCUAUCUUCUUGGCUAUACCUUUCCAUGUUACAGAACUCAAAGGGACCUUCUUUCCUGUAAUUCGGAGGAUGUGGCUCCUUUAGUUGUGUCGGAGCUCGAUGAUGGAGUAACUGUAGCAGAGGACGGCUGCAGCUUGCUUUCCAGGUUCCUCUACCUGUGGCUUAAUCCACUGUUAAGGCGAGGCAAACGUGGAGAACUGGAGAGGCCAUCUGACGUCUUCCAGCUGCCCCAUCGAUUGCGUACUAAAGCGGUCACAGUCCGGUUCCACCAAUGCUGGCAGAAAUGUCUAAAUUCGAAAGGUUUGGAGAGAUCUGAUAGACCUCUAAGAGGAAACCUACAGGAAAACUCCUGGAGUGAGAUCCAGCCUGAGGAGAUACCUGAGGGAGCGAGAAAACAGGAUGUCAGGCUUUUUCAAGUGUUGCACAAGGCUUUUGGUCUACGUUAUUACCUACUGGGUGUGUUGAAGUUAGUGGCUAGUAUGCUAGCUUUUGCAGGUCCGUUACUUCUAAGUGGAUUAGUGGGUUUCAUGGAGAAAGAGGGGGCACCAUUAAGCCAGGGCGCUUGGUGCGCCGUUGGACUUUUUGCCAGUACGUUUGUUGCUGCAAUCCUGAGAAACAUCUUUGUGUAUGAAGUUUCAAAGGUCGCACUGGAGGCUCGGGCUGCCGUGAUAUCUGUCAUAUACAGUAAAGCUCUUAAGGUCAGUGGAUCUGCUCUGGCACGCUUCAGCAUGGGUGAGGUGGUCAACUUCAUGAGCACUGACACAGAUCGUCUGGUGAAUUUCUUCAACAGCUUCCACGAGGUUUGGAGUCUUCCCUUCCAGUUUGUCCUCGCACUUUACCUGCUUUACCUACAGGUUGGCGUGGCUUUUUUAGGAGGGGUGGGUGUGGCCCUGCUGCUUGUGCCUUUGAAUAAAGUCUUGGCAUCACGAAUACUGGAAAACAACAAGCAGAUGUUGGUACACAAGGAUGGAAGAGUAAAGCUAAUGACAGAGAUCCUCUUUGGGAUUCGGGUCUUAAAAUACUACAGCUGGGAAGAGCACUUCACUCAGAAGAUUGCCGAAGCUCGCAAACAAGAGCUACAUCAUCUGAAAGUUCUCAAGUAUCUGGAUGCUGUGUGUGUAUACACAUGGGCUGCUUUACCUGUGGUCAUCUCUAUACUCACCUUCAUCACAUACGUCCUGCUGGGAAACAGUUUGACAGCUGCAAAGGUGUUUAGUACUCUAGCUCUAGUCGGGAUGCUCAUCCUGCCACUCAAUGCUUUUCCAUGGGUGCUGAAUGGAACGCUGGAAGCCAAAGUUUCUUUGGAUCGUAUUCAGCGAUUCCUUACACUACAAGAUCAAGACCUCGCCGUCUAUUACAGUCAAGUGUCUCCUGAAGACCCUUCCUCUGUGGUUCAGAUGAACCAGGCAAGUUUCUCCUGGAAGCAGUCAGAAGAAGCACAUUCUGUUGGCAUAUCUGAUGACAGGACAGAGGAGGGGUUGUCACCGAGAAGCUUUUACCUGCAUGCUCUCAACAUCAGCAUCAAAAGGGGCUCGCUGGUGGUCGUGGUUGGAAAGGUUGGCUGUGGGAAAAGUUCACUGCUGGCUGCCAUAACAGGAGAACUUGAAAGGUGUGGAGGGGAUGUUUCUGUUCACGGAAGAGAGCAGGGAUUUGGGUUGGUUGUCCAGGAGCCGUGGAUCCAGCAUGCAACAGUGCGAGACAAUAUUCUUUUCGGCAAAGAUUUUGAUAGCAUGUUUUAUCAGGCUGUUAUUGAGGCCUGCGCCCUUGCUGAUGAUCUAAAUGUUUUGCCUAAUGGAGAUCAGACGGAGGUGGGUGAGAAUGGCGUCACUCUGAGCGGAGGACAGAAGAGCCGUCUUGCUUUGGCCCGGGCUGUUUAUAUGGACAAAGAAAUGUAUCUGCUAGAUGACCCAUUAGCAGCCGUAGAUGCCGACGUCGCCCACCAUCUCAUGGAGAAAUGCAUCCUGGGAAUUCUCAGGAACAAGACUAGAAUUCUUUGCACCCAUCGGAUAGAGUUUGUGGAUAAGGCGGAUGUGGUUGUGGUGAUGGACAAUGGGAUGACAGUAAGAACAGGGACACCAAGUGAAGUUCUCUCUUUUGUUAAAGCCGUCCCUAAAGACAGCAAAAACAACAGCAAUGCUAUGGAGAAAGAUAGUUUAGGCGAAGAUGAACCAGCAACCAAUCAGCUGGAACAAGAGGCGGAGCUAAAUAUGUUUGGGGAGGAGCAGAAACAAAUGGGCAAGCUUUCAUGGGCCGUGUAUCGUUCCUAUUGGAGAGCAGUGGGUGGAUGCAUGGCAGUAUUAGUCCUGCUUUCCCUCUUUCUAAUGCAAGCCUCCAAAAACGUCUCUGACUGGUGGCUGUCUCAUUGGAUUUCACAUAUAAAAGGCAAUGCCACUGACUUGAUGUCUCUGUCAGCUGGUCCACUUUUAACACUGACUAUAAUCUCCCCCGGAAGUCUUUCGUUUUACAUACUUGAUCGAGAUUCAGAGACUUCUGGGAACGUGAGCUCUGACCUAAAGUUUUACAUGAGCGUGUAUGGAUCUCUGGCAGCAGCUAACACACUCUUUACAGCUGCUCGAGCUUUUCUUUUCGCCUAUGGAGGGAUCUGUGCCGCUACCAUUGUUCAUAAGAGACUGCUGUCCAGUGUACUUAAGGCCCCCAUGACGUUUUUCGACACUACACCGUUGGGUCGCAUCCUAAAUCGUUUCUCCUCCGAUAUUUACAGUGUGGAUGAUUCGCUUCCCUUUGUCUUGAACAUCCUCCUGGCGAAUGUGUUUGGGCUGGUUGGGAUGCUGGUUGUGAUGAGCUAUGGUUUGCCCUGGGUGCUGCUCCCUUUGGUUCCACUGGGGGCGCUGUACUACCAAACUCAGUGUUAUUAUCGUCACUCGUCCCGUGAGCUCAAACGACUGUGCAGUCUCACUCUCUCACCGGUUUAUUCACACUUCUCAGAGACUCUCAGUGGCCUGGCCACAGUGCGAGCCAGUGGACAUACUGCAAGAUUUGAGGAAGAGAACGAGAGACGUUUAGAGCAGAAUCAACGCUGUCUCUUUAACAGUAACGCUGCUAUGCAGUGGCUGGACAUUCGCCUUCAGAUGAUUGGUGUCACCGUGGUAACCGGCAUCAGCGUGAUUGCGGUUAUCCAGCAUCAGAUGAAAUCCAUCGAUCCAGGUCUGGUGGGUCUGUCUUUGUCCUACGCGCUGUCCAUCACCAACCUGCUGUCAGGUCUGAUUUUUAGCUUUGCGCAGACAGAGAUGCAGUUGGUGAGCGUGGAGCGUACCGAAGAAUAUUCAACCAACAUCCCACAAGAGCCUCAUCAAACUAACACCGAGGUUCCAGACUUGUGGCCUGAGCGGGGCCGAAUUCAGUUUGUGGGUGCUGUAUUGGCGUACCGGCCGGGCCUGCCCAACGCUCUUGAUGGAGUCAAUCUGGAAAUAUUACCUGGUGAGAAGGUUGGCAUCGUGGGGCGUACAGGCUCGGGGAAGUCCUCACUGUUUCUCGCCCUGUUUCGCAUGGUGGAUCUGAAUCAGGGUCGGAUUCUGGUGGAUGAAGUGGACAUCGGCUCAGUCAGGCUUAGUCACCUGAGGUCAAAGCUGGCCAUCAUUCCUCAGGAUCCCUUCUUGUUCUCCAGCUCAGUGCGAGAGAAUCUUGAUCCGCAUGGGCGUCAUCCAGACUACCGGUUGCUGGAUGCUCUCGAGCAAUGCCAUCUGGGAGAUGUUGUACAAAGAAUUGGUGGCCUGGAUUCUGAGGUUGGAGAGAGAGGAAAGUCUCUCUCUGUGGGACAAAGGCAGCUGCUGUGUCUUGCUCGGGCUCUGCUCACUGAGGCUAAUAUUUUGUGCAUUGAUGAGGCCACAGCCAGUGUUGACCAGAAGACUGAUCUACUGCUACAGAAAACCAUACGAGAAAAAUUCAAGGAUAAAACCGUUCUCACCAUCGCACACAGGCUAAAUACAAUCAUGGACUCCGACAGAGUACUAGUGAUGCAUGCUGGGAAGGUGGUGGAGUUUGACAGCCCAGAUGCUCUGUGCCAAAAACAGGAUUCUGUUUUCAAGAAACUCUUACAGGGAGGAGAAGACUGAGCAUUCGAUACAGGAGUGAAUACUGCAUUGUCAGACUGUAGACGAACGCAGAAGGAUUUUAAUAAUCUACCUUUAGUACUACCUUUAUAUCUAUAAACUUGAUGCAUGGACAUUAAAUACUUGCAUAUACCUGCAAUCAUGUUACGUAAUGUCAAACUCAGGGAUUUUGUUAUAAACAAUUGUAUUAGAAUGUGACCAAUUCUUUACAAUGUAAAAUAAUCUUUUACUCAUUGUCUGGUUAACAGAUUUGUGCAUAAACAUAAACAACAUUCACACUAAA